Miscanthus lutarioriparius is the source of this 1224-nucleotide messenger RNA. Lineage: Eukaryota; Viridiplantae; Streptophyta; Magnoliopsida; Poales; Poaceae. The record is from the annotation of a GenBank genome assembly.
AUGGCGAUCCGCAUCACCGUCUCCUACUCCGGCUAUGUGGCGCAGAACCUCGCCGCCUCGCUCGGCCACCGCUUCUCCUCGGCCUCGGCCUCCGCCUCGGGCAGCCGCCUCCUCCACGACGGCGCCUGGCGCCCCUUCUGCAUCUUCGCCUCCACCCGCCAGCCCGAGCAGCACCGCAACAGCGGCAGCGGCAGCGACCGCCAUGACGGAGGCGACCACAACCACCCGAAGCCCCAGGCCAUCGCCGCCGGGGCUCACUCGUUGCUGCUCACGCGUGCGUGCUUAUCGUCCAAGUCGCCGCCGCCGUCUCUUGCCGUGGGGCUGCUCUCGGUGCUCGUGCAGAGGACGGGACCGACGCCUGGGACCACCGGAUCCGCGGCUUCUCUUUCAGGCUCGUCGCCGAUUUCGCUCGGUUUCAACCCCACGUCCUUCCUCCCGUUCUUGCAGACAGCGAAGUGGCUCCCGUGCAGCGACCUUGCCACCUCGUCGUCUUCGGCACCCUCUUCCCCUCCCCGCUCGCUGGCGCCUUCGGCUCCCCCCAGGAAGGCGUUGAUUGGUGGUGCUAGUGGUACUGUUACUGCUGGUGCGUCUGGUUCUGCCGGAAUUGCGACGAGCAGUGGUGCUGGUGCAGCGAUGAGCAGGAGCAACUGGCUGUCGAGGUGGGUGAGCUCCUGCUCCGAUGACGCCAAGACGGCGUUUGCAGCUGUGACCGUGCCAAUUCUCUACGGCUCGUCCCUGGCCGAGCCCAAGUCCAUCCCGUCCAAGUCCAUGUACCCGACCUUCGAUAUCGGUGAUCGGAUUCUUGCAGAGAAGGUCUCAUACAUAUUCCGGGACCCGGAAAUUUCGGACAUUGUGAUCUUCCGGGCUCCCCCAGGACUUCAGUCUUAUGGCUACAGCUCAGGUGAUGUGUUCAUCAAGAGAGUUGUGGCCAAGGGAGGAGACCAUGUCGAAGUGCGUGAUGGCAAGCUGUUUGUUAAUGGAGUAGUUCAGGAUGAGGAUUAUGUGCUGGAGCCACACAACUACGAGCUGGAACUGGUGCUUGUACCAGAAGGUUAUGUGUUUGUGCUGGGAGACAACCGCAACAACAGCUUUGAUUCCCAUAACUGGGGCCCACUUCCAGUGAGGAAUAUUGUCGGGAGAUCUAUUCUCCGGUAUUGGCCGCCAUCCAAGAUUAAUGAUACAAUUUAUGAGCCUGAUGCAAACCGCAUCGCUGUGCCGUCCUGA